Molecule: messenger RNA, 1308 nt
Organism: Lasiodiplodia theobromae
Lineage: Eukaryota; Fungi; Ascomycota; Dothideomycetes; Botryosphaeriales; Botryosphaeriaceae
Product: Mg2+ transporter protein CorA-like/Zinc transport protein ZntB
Exons: 5
Coding region: 1-1308 (435 amino acids)
Source: RefSeq, a predicted model, not a curated record
AUGGCAGAUUCCCCAACCCAACAGUCAGCACAAACGGAGAAUCCAAGGAACUCUGAGCCUGAGGAUGACUCUGUGGGACUGGGAAAUCCCGCAAUCGAGGACUCCGUCAUUGUGUCCGAGCAAUCCCAAGACUCAGAGACCCUUCCUACAGAAAAAGGCGUGCGGCGCUUUAUUGGAGGAAAAUCCGGAUUUGAGAGCAACCCAAAUCCUUCUUCGUACAUGCCAGAACAAAACCUCUUUCGCAUCUUUUGGAGAUCAAGGGACAACUGCAAGCGUCAAUUCGAAAGCGUUGGAUUCGUACUGAGACAUUUCGACGAUUUACGACUGGACUUUGUUUGCGACCGCUGGCCCCGCUUCACACGUCCGUAUGGCAAUCCCGUGUUUCGCAUGCAGUAUUUUGUCUGCGACGGAACAGUAUUCCAGCAAUUUGUGCUCGAGAAAGAAACUCUACAAGGACCCGCAGACGAAGAAGACGAUCCCGAUUUGCUCCGGAGGCUUAUCGCGCAGGUGAAGCUGGAUGAUGAUAUCCUCGUCCGGGACCUGGACUGGCAAGACAAGGACUACCAAUUCAAUAUCUCAGACAGAUUCGACACGGAGAGUUAUUUCACGGACCUGAAGAACGAGCGGUUCAGUCUGGUCAGGACACAUAAGAAUUUACCUCCUGCCCCAUCAGCAGAUGCCAGUCCGAGUACACAGACUGUCCAUGCGGACGCUGAGCUUUCGGUUGAAUUGGUCAUGACGGCAUUCAUGAACGGUGAUCCACAGAGGUUCAAGCGCCAAGGGGGGUACUUUUGUAUCGAUAUUUCGACAGAUACUGCAAGAGCUCAUUUUGAUAGCUCCAAGUACUUGGAGAUCACUGUGGCCUAUAAACUACAGCUCGCACAGCCGAAGAGGAUGGAAUCGUGGAAGUCCUGGCUUAUCCCCGCACUGGGCCUCGAAAGGAUGAGAAUUGCAUACUCGGAAGAAGGCUUCCGUGACGUUACGUUCGCGGAUAACAAGUUAUUCGACUUCAAGAUCCGCAGACAUUUGGAACACAUUCUUUCGGUUUGCAGUAUCCCUAUUUCGAACAGGAACCCAACCGACUACGAGUCCGAAACCAGUACAUCUGAGGUUGAGAGUGAACACUUUCUCAGGAGUUUCAACAUCCAAGAGCAGAAAGACAAUCCCAUAGCUCUGACGUGUGGGGACAUGUCAGGCCACCUUAUCGUUAGCGCAGCAGGCUUCUCUGCUUUCCAAUUUUUGAUCGCCAUGCACAGGUUUCUUCAAGGGAAGCUCAAAGAUCCAACGCAGUGCAAGUCGAGCACCUAG